GUCGGUACCAAUCACUAAAACGAAGCCGAGGCACACGGGUAAACCGCGGAAGAUGGAUCUUGUCAACGGCACUAGACUGUCGGACUUCUGUCCACCCUUGUCUGUUGCAUGCAUGAUGACCGGCAAGGCUGCAUCACAAGGAUCAUGGCGAUAGUGCUCUGCUCGUAACUCACCAGGCAACCCGCCUUACCAAGGCCAAGUACAAACAUUCGCUCUUUCCGUCGUCAUUUCUUUAGCUCGCCUCUCUCCACCUUGGAUACCAUGUGUAAUCAUUCGCUGUAACCAGUUUCAAUCUAUCAAAUGUUGCCCGCAAUGUCUCCAAUACGUGAAAUGUAUGCGAUACUGGUUACAGUGCUCUUUUUCCAAAUCGCGACAUCGUCAUCAAAUCUCGAGUCGCAAGAACUAGAAGCACGAAAUGGAGGCGGCGGCUGGACGAAUGCAUACUGGAUGACACAACAAGGCCUCACAGCAGCAACACAAGCGCAAUGUCCUUCCUGGUCUCCAAUAAACUGCAACGCCAUCCAGGAACCUGAUUAUUGCUGCACACCAAGCACCUACUGCGCACGCGCCUCCGACAAUACAAUCGGCUGCUGUCCUUGGGGUCAAACUUGCACUCCUAAUAUCGCUGGAGCAGGAGCAGGAGCAGGAGCAGGAGCAGGGGGAGGAUGGCAACAACAUCCCACACCAACAUGGCAGCAACAGCCCUCUACGGUGUAUGUCACCGAAGGCCAUGCCACAACAACUGUAGUAUAUGCAGCGGGACAGAACACACAGGGUUAUACAACGCAGCAGCAGACUGGGUAUCUCGGGCAAGGUCAAGGGCAGUAUUGCUCUACAUUGUAUGCGCAUGGGGAUAAUUUGCCUACGACGGAGGUGGGGACUUGUGGGACGAUUUUGAUUGCCAAUAAGGCGUCGAGAGAGAUAGGGAUAUCGAAGUGGGUGAUGAUGGGAAGCUUUUGGGUUGUUGCUGGAGGUAUGAUAUUGCAAGCGAGAGCCUGGAUGUAAUGUUGUGAUGCAGAAUAGUACGAGA
Molecule: messenger RNA, 1030 nt
Organism: Aureobasidium subglaciale EXF-2481
Lineage: Eukaryota; Fungi; Ascomycota; Dothideomycetes; Dothideales; Saccotheciaceae
Exons: 2
Coding region: 313-1005 (230 amino acids)
Source: RefSeq, a predicted model, not a curated record